GGUUUACAGUGUUUGUCACGAAAAGUUAAACUUGUUCCUAAACAUGCCCUAGUCUUACCCUUUCCUGCCUGCGAAGAAGGAAGUGUUACCUCACUGGCUGCGGCUGGUUUUAUGACAGAAUGUUUUCGGGGCACCUUGUGAGUCUCUGUUUGUGUACCGUUGUGCCCAGCUUGGCUCCCAGAUGGCCAAUUCCCUGAACGGCCGGAACCCUCGCAAGGGGCGGAUUCUGGGUUUCAUUGAUGCCAUUCAGGAUGCUGUGGGCCCCCCCAAGCAGGCAGCUGCCGACCGCAGGACUGUGGAGAAGACCUGGAAGCUUAUGGAUAAAGUGGUAAGACUGUGCCAAAAUCCAAAGCUUCAACUGAAAAACAGCCCGCCUUACAUACUUGACAUUUUACCAGACACUUAUCAACAUUUGAGACUUAUACUGAGCAAAUACGAUGACAACCAGAAACUUGCACAACUCAGUGAGAAUGAAUAUUUUAAAAUCUACAUUGACAGUCUUAUGAAAAAAUCAAAACGGGCUAUAAGACUUUUCAAAGAAGGAAAAGAGAGAAUGUAUGAGGAGCAGUCACAGGAUAGGAGAAACCUAACAAAGCUGUCCCUCAUCUUCAGCCACAUGCUAGCAGAAAUCAAGGCUAUUUUUCCAAAUGGCCAGUUUCAGGGUGAUAACUUCCGUAUUACAAAAGCAGAUGCUGCAGAUUUCUGGAGAAAAUUCUUUGGAGACAAAACUAUAGUUCCAUGGAAGCUGUUCAGGCAGUGCCUUCAUGAAGUUCAUCAAAUAAGCUCUGGUUUGGAAGCAAUGGCCCUUAAGUCUACUAUUGACUUGACCUGCAAUGAUUACAUUUCAAUUUUUGAAUUUGAUAUCUUCACUAGACUAUUUCAGCCUUGGGGUUCAAUCUUACGGAACUGGAAAUAUAGCACUAAGCCUGGGAGCUACAUUUUCAGACUGAGUUGCACUCGCCUAGGACAGUGGGCCAUUGGAUAUGUGACUGGUGAUGGGAACAUUUUGCAAACCAUACCUCACAAUAAGCCUCUGUUUCAAGCUUUGAUUGAUGGCAGCCGGGAAGGAUUCUAUUUGUUCCCAGAUGGACGAAGUUAUAACCCAGAUUUGACCGGGUUAUGUGAGCCCACACCACACGAUCACAUAAAAGUCACACAGGAGCAGUACGAAUUGUACUGUGAAAUGGGUUCUACUUUUCAGCUCUGUAAAAUCUGUGCAGAAAAUGAUAAGGAUGUGAAGAUUGAGCCUUGUGGACACCUCAUGUGCACUUCUUGUCUUACAGCAUGGCAGGAAUCUGAUGGCCAAGGCUGUCCUUUCUGCCGAUGUGAAAUCAAAGGAACUGAACCAAUUAUUGUGGAUCCAUUUGAUCCAAGGGAUGAAAACUCCAGGUGCUGCAGUAUUAUUGAUAGCUUUAGUAUGCCCAUGUUGGACUUGGAUGACGAUGAUGAUAGAGAAGAAUCUUUAAUGAUGAAUCGUUUGGCUUCUGUCCGAAAGUGCAAUGAGAGACAGAAUUCUCCAGUGACAUCUCCAGGAUCUUCCCCGCUUGCACAGAGAAGAAAACCACUUCCAGACCCCCUGCAAAUCCCACAUCUUAGUCUUCCACCUGUACCUCCUCGUCUGGAUCUUAUUCAGAAGGGAGUAGCACGAUCGCCAUGCGCCAGCCCAACGGGAUCACCAAAGUCUUCUCCUUGUAUGGUGAGGAAACAAGACAAACCUUUGCCAGCACCACCGCCACCCUUGAGAGAUCCUCCACCGCCUCCCCCGGAGAGACCCCCUCCAAUUCCACCGGACAACAGACUAAGCAGACAUCUGCAUCAUCUAGAAAGCGUGCCUUCCAGAGACCAGCCAAUGCCCCUUGAGGGCUGGUGCCCCAGAGACGUAUUUGGGACAAGUCAGUUAGUAGGAUGUCGAAUAGGGAGUGAUGCUUCCCCCAAACCAGGACUGACAGCAAUUUCAAACAUAAAUGGAAGGCAUAACCGCAUAAGUUCUGAGCCAGGAUUUAUGAGAAAACACAGACGUCAUGAAUUGCCUGCAGAAAGUGCCAAGGUAUUUUCAAAUGGUCAUCUGGUAAAUGAAGAAUAUGAUGUCCCUCCACGGCUUUCACCCCCUCUUCCAGCUGCCUCCAUCAUCCCUAGUAUAAAGUGCCCUGUUCCUCUAGCAAACUCACUGUCUGAUAAGUUGAGAGACCACACAGAUGAUGAUGAUGAUGAGUACAAAGUUCCUUCUUCCCAUCCUGUAACACUGAGCUCACAACCACCUCAUUGUCAUAACGUAAAACCUCUUGCUCGGGUGUGUGAGAACGGUCAGUGCGCUGGAAUAACGAAUGGAACACACAGUGCUACUUCUGAGAUGAAGAAAUCAAAACAUCCAGAGUUAGGAGAUGUCUAUGACGCACCUACUGUUCCGGUACCUUUGCCACCUGCACGACCUCCUACCAGAGACAACCCAAAACACAGCUCUUUGCUCAACAGGACACCCUCCGAUUAUGAUCUUCUGGUGCCCCCUUUAGGUGAAGAUACAUUUGAUAGCUCACCACCUUUGCUUCCUCCUCCACCACCACCACCUGCUCGUCAGAGCAUCGUUGAGCACACAAAACCUGCUGGUUCAGGAAGUCGACCUCCUUCAGGACAUGAGCUGUUCCUUCAUCCUCCUGAUCCCCAUUUUGAUCCGAUAACUGGUCCUGUCCCUUUGCCACCUGCUCGCAGAGUAACUGGAGAAAACAUCAAAGCAAAUCGGACAUCUCAAGACUAUGAUCAACUUCCUUCCUUACCUUCUUCAGAUGGUUCACAAGCACCAGCCAGGCCCCCUAAACCACUUCCUCGGAGGACUGCACCAGAACUGCACCACAGGAAAGCGUACAGCUCUGACAAUUCCACGGAAAAUGUGGAUGCAAAAAUUGCAAAACUUAUGGGAGAGGGCUAUUCCUUUGAAGAAGUCAAGAGGGCACUUGAAAUAGCCCAGAAUAAUGUUGAUGUGGCCCGUAGUAUUUUAAGAGAGUUUGUCUGCUUUCCUCCACCAGUCUCCCCACGUCUCAAUCUAUAGCAGCAUGAAGAUUUUCUAGGAGCAUGUGAAUUCUACAUAUACGUGUGCGGAUUGGGGAAUGAGAGAAAGAAGAGAAAGGGAAUGUUUUUCUCUCAUCGUUAAUAGGAGGGUAUCUAUUUCCAGCAGUUUAUCAAAGAAUCAUGGCUGCUCUGAUCAAGACUUAUAAAUAUGCUGAGGCUUAUGUAUUUUUGCUAGCCAUACUUUUUUAAAUCAGGGUUGAACUGACAAAAUAAUUUAAAGAAGUUUACUUCCCUAGAACUUUUAAUCUGUGAAAUGCUUUUUCUUGUUUACAAGUUGGCAAGUUACAGUUUUCUAGAUGACGCCUGUACUGUGUUUCUGUUCAUAUUCCCUUGUACUUAUGGUCAGUUCUGCUGUAGCAUUCACAACAAUUUCCAUGCUGACCACCCCAUCAACUAAAUCAUCACUUUCUAGAAGCUCUGUAUCUGUUUUUUUUUUUUUUCUCUUACAAGAUGCUUUGUUUUUUGCGUUUCAGCUCAUCAAACAAAUGCAAAAAG
Messenger RNA from Struthio camelus australis, 3558 nucleotides. The record is from RefSeq and is a predicted model, not a curated record. NCBI's taxonomy places the organism in Eukaryota, Metazoa, Chordata, Aves, Struthioniformes, Struthionidae.